AUGGCUUCACAACCCGCCUCACCACCUUCCAACAUACGCAUCUUGUCGCUCAAUUGCUGGGGACUCAAGUUCAUCUCCAAACUUCGCAAUGAGCGUCUUACGGAAAUCGGUGUCCAGAUCGCCGCAGCCAAUCCGCAGCCAGACAUUGUAGGCCUCCAGGAGUGCUGGACACAGCAAGACUACCAUGCCAUUCGGGAAAAGACACGACAUAUACUGCCGUAUGGGAAGUUCUAUCACAGCGGAUGCUUCGGUGGUGGUUUGGUCAUUCUGUCACGAUGGCCCAUUGUCGAGAGCAAUAUGGUGCGGUAUCCAUUGAAUGGACGGCCUGCUGCAUUCUACCGCGGAGAUUGGUUCGUUGGCAAGGGCGUUGCAUGUGCGAGGAUACAGAUGGGUCCUUCGAAGAGGGACAUCGCAGAAGUGUUUUGUACACAUCUUCACGCCCCUUACGAACGCGAACCACACGACUCCUACAUCUGUCACCGAACAAGCCAAGCAUGGGAGAUCACAAAACUCAUGCGCGCCGCGGCCGAACGCGGACACCUCGUCAUCGGCAUGGGCGACUUCAACAUGAUUCCCCUAUCCCUCGCACACCGUAUCAUAGAAACGCAUUCGCCUGUCCAAGACGUGUGGCGUAUACUCCAUCCCGAAUCCUCCAUCGGCGCAGCCAAAGACAAAGUUGAGCAGUUACGCGGCGUGCCAAUGCCAUCGGCACAGUACAACAUGACUGUCAAUGGUGCAACAUGCGAUAGUGAGCUGAACUCUUGGAGGUGGAACAAAGGACAGCAGAGGCGUCUCACCAAAGGCGAGAAUGUGCAGAUAGACCCUGCCGUCCCAGAUCCAAACGCGAAACGACUUGACUACGUCUUCUUCAGCAGCGGCCGAUACCACAACCCGGAAACAAAAGAGGAGAAAGCUGAGUGGACGCUUAGAGAAGCAAACGUGGGUAUGGCCAUGCGUCAUCCCACGCUACACUGUUCCCUGAGUGACCAUUUCUCGGUCGAAGCGACAUUGACAAGGACCACUACUGCGCCAUCAGCCAUACAACUAUCCCCGUGGGCAUUGCCUGAACGCUAUCUGCCAAUCGAGGUCUACGACGAGAUCAUGGCAAUGAUACUCAAGUAUCAAGUCCGAGAAAGGAUACAGCGCAAGCUGCGCAUAGGCCACUUCUUCUACCAGCUCUCCUUCUCGGUUGGCUGUCUAAUAGGUGUCUGGUGGUCGCCGAAAAACUACGUUUCCUUCAUACUGAUGUUGCUGAGCACACUGGGAUUCAGUGUGGGUGUAAUCGAUGGACUAAUGGGGUUGUUGUUUGUUGGUAGCGAGAUGAGGGCACUGAAGGAAUUCGAGUGGGAGGUCCGAAAUACCAGAGAGCAGGCGCUCGCAAAGGCCGAGGCUGCGAAAACGGGUUCUGAGAGUAGUCAGAUACCUUUUGCAUCGGAAGAAUAG
Molecule: messenger RNA, 1443 nt
Organism: Alternaria atra
Lineage: Eukaryota; Fungi; Ascomycota; Dothideomycetes; Pleosporales; Pleosporaceae
Exons: 2
Coding region: 1-1443 (480 amino acids)
Cellular component (GO): cytoplasm
Molecular function (GO): sphingomyelin phosphodiesterase activity
Source: RefSeq, a predicted model, not a curated record